Molecule: messenger RNA, 5161 nt
Organism: Pseudoliparis swirei
Lineage: Eukaryota; Metazoa; Chordata; Actinopteri; Perciformes; Liparidae
Gene: arih1
Product: ariadne ubiquitin-conjugating enzyme E2 binding protein homolog 1 (Drosophila)
Exons: 14
Coding region: 1543-2946 (467 amino acids)
Biological process (GO): positive regulation of proteasomal ubiquitin-dependent protein catabolic process; protein polyubiquitination; ubiquitin-dependent protein catabolic process
Cellular component (GO): ubiquitin ligase complex; nucleus; cytoplasm
Molecular function (GO): zinc ion binding; ubiquitin protein ligase activity; ubiquitin conjugating enzyme binding
Source: RefSeq, a predicted model, not a curated record
AGGUCCUCAACACACCUGCCAUGACUUGCAGUUGCAUCACAUACCCAAGACGUUGUGACACUCGGUCAGAAACACCACCAGUGAAAUACACUCUAGUUUGGGAAAAAAGACCAGGGACCGAUUUGGCUUACAUAAUCUAACUAUUAAAAUAUGAUACUGUAAACUACCCAGCAUCAUAUGACUACAUUUAAGUACAUUGUCCUGAUAAUGCCUGUAAUGUCUUUCACUCUUAUUUUGAAGUGAUGAAUACAUUCAACAUAAGAAUGCAGGACUUUUAUUGCGCUAUAUUAAUAGUUAAUAAUUGAUUUAAGUAGGCCUACUUCUACUCAUGCCAAUACCAACAUUUCCAGUUAGAGAAUUGGUGAAAAGUACAAACCUAAGAUGCCGUUGGUCUUAAGUACAGAAAUUAUCACGCAAUUCCAUUAACAAUCAGGGGCACCAUCAAUUACAACAUACAUCACUUUGCAGUCCGCGCUGCAGGAAUGGCUGCACCUGAAAGUUUUGGAAGUAUUACGGACACAGACCUAACAAUUUAGUAUUCUGUAAGCAAUGAUCAUUACAUUUGAAUUUGCUUAUCACAGCAGAACAAAUCGUAUGCAUAAACGAAAGCAUCCCGGAGUGCUUUGUCAGCAGUGCCAGCAAGACGAGACUGUCUUGUUUAAUUUGUCCUCAUCAAAGCGAUUAAAUAUUCGGAUCAUCAAAAAGAUCCACAUGUUCCCGUUUGUAGUCACGUAACAUGGAUUUUCUAAAUAUUUCUCAAUCGCCCCUGUGUUAAAAGUAAUUUCUGCACCAUUGCUAGUAUGAUAAUGUAACUUUAUACGUUGCUAUUCCAAUUUUUUUAAUUGUCUGUUUACUGAAACUGCCAUGUAUGAGUGAGAAAAUCGCUUGAACUAACAGAUUGUUGUUAGUCUGUGAUGUUAUUAUCUGCAAUUCAUUUAAAUUAUUAUUAUUUUGCUUUCCCCACACUGCCACACAUGAAUUUGCCAGUGAUGAACUUAACUGCAUUUCAGUGAUUUUAAAUAUAUUGUCAUAACCAUUCUAAGUUGAAAGUCAAGUUCUCGAGUAAAUAUACCACUUAGUCGUCACAGCAAUCCUUUAGAAUUUGAGCUUUUCAGGAGUUAUAUUGGGUAAAUUAAUUGUUUUAUUAAUCGUGAAUUAAAAAGAAAGCUCUUUAAAACAAUUGAUACAUUUAUUGAUGGAUGAUUAGACAAUCAAAAACACAACUGCUUUAUUACAUUUAUAUAGAAAGUCAUUGUAAGGGGCAGCCUUUGUUGUAACUUCUGUUAGAGGUGUAAGUCUUCCCUGGCCUCACUAUUUAAUUGGAUUAUCACUCAUCUGUCAACAAUUGUCAAUAUAUCGUAUACUACAUUUUUCUAAACAAAUGCACAUGGAUAAUAUUUUGAAGAAAUAAUCUAAACAAUCAGAUAAAUCCCCCUUUUUUUAAAUUUAGAAAGUAAAAAAAAUCCUACUAUUAUUUAAUAAUGCUCCAUCUUUCAUUAUCUUUAGUUUGCUGUAGUGAACACAAAUAUAGACAACACCAACAUGUUGACACCACAGUUGGAUUUCAGCCUGCAUGUAAGCCAGCUCAACAUUGUCCACAACAGAUUCUCUGCACGCGUGUGUAACCCUGCGACAAUAACGCGCAUCCUUCUCAGUCACUUCAACUGGGAUAAAGAAAAACUGAUGGAAAGGUAUUUUGAUGGAAAUCUGGACAAGCUUUUCUCUGAGUGUCAUGUCAUUAACCCCAGUAAGAAGCCUCGCAUCCGUCCUCCAAUCAACACUAGAUCAUCGGCACAGGACAUGCCAUGUCAGAUCUGCUAUCUGAACUUCCCCAACUCUUAUUUCACAGGCCUGGAGUGUGGGCACAAGUUCUGCAUGCAGUGCUGGGGAGAUUACCUGACUACCAAAAUCAUAGAAGAAGGAAUGGGACAGACCAUUUCUUGUCCUGCGCAUAGUUGUGACAUUUUGGUGGAUGACAACACAGUCAUGCGCCUGAUAACAGAUUCAAAAGUGAAGUUGAAGUACCAGCAUUUAAUUACGAAUAGUUUUGUAGAGUGCAAUCGACUGUUAAAGUGGUGCCCUGCACCAGACUGCCACCAUGUUGUGAAAGUCCAAUACCCAGAUGCCAAGCCAGUGAGGUGCACGUGUGGCCGUCAGUUCUGCUUCAACUGUGGAGAGAACUGGCAUGAUCCUGUCAAGUGUAAGUGGUUGAGAAAAUGGAUAAAGAAAUGUGAUGAUGAUAGUGAAACUUCUAACUGGAUUGCAGCAAAUACGAAGGAGUGUCCAAAAUGCCAUGUGACCAUCGAGAAAGAUGGUGGCUGCAAUCACAUGGUUUGUCGGAACCAGAACUGCAAAGCGGAAUUCUGCUGGGUCUGCCUGGGUCCAUGGGAACCCCACGGCUCAGCCUGGUACAACUGCAAUCGCUACAAUGAAGAUGACGCCAAGGCUGCCAGAGAUGCUCAAGAGUUCCAUGCUGUGUCUGUGCAGCGCUCCAGAGCCGCCUUGCAGAGGUACCUGUUCUACUGCAACCGCUACAUGAACCACAUGCAGAGCCUGCGCUUUGAGCACAAGCUCUAUGCUCAAGUCAAGCAGAAAAUGGAGGAGAUGCAGCAGCACAACAUGUCCUGGAUUGAGGUGCAGUUUCUGAAGAAGGCUGUGGAUGUGCUCUGCCAGUGCCGCUCCACACUCAUGUUCACUUAUGUCUUUGCCUUCUACCUCAAGAAGAACAACCAGUCCAUUAUUUUUGAGAAUAACCAGGCAGACCUUGAAAAUGCCACUGAGGUGCUGUCUGGCUACCUAGAGCGGGAUAUCUCCCAGGAUUCCUUGCAGGACAUCAAGCAGAAAGUACAAGAUAAGUACAGAUACUGUGAGAGCAGGCGAAGAGUGCUGCUACAGCAUGUGCAUGAAGGCUAUGAGAAGGACCUGUGGGAGUACAUUGAAGAUUGAGGACACGUCCCAAUGCAAUAGACUCUUGAGUAUCUUGACAAACUAGAGCGCUGAUGCAAUUUAACAGGGCAGCACGGGCCUUCUGCCGCCUCUCCUUUGGCAAAACAACCACUUUUGCAUCAUUUUCCUGGAUUUGUUUAACAAAAUCUUCAAAAUAAAUUAUAUUUAAAUGAAAGGUAGAGUAAUAAAAUGAAAGUGUACUACAGUAUUGUUAGAAACAGAGUGGAGUCUUGAGAAAGCAGAGAAUCCAUCUUAAACAAAUGCAUCCUUUUGGCUUGUUAUUGUAACACCUCCCCUGAACUGAAUCUUAUUUUUCUUUGUUUUUUUUUGCUUGUGAAUCUUUUCUGUUUUGAUUUUUAAGUUUGUUUCCCAUUAGUGUGAACAUGUUUUCAACACAGCUUUAAUUGUCCUUCCAUGUCUGCAAUAUCUGGUGAGAUCCUUGUCUGAGUGGCUGGGUGUUGAUAGUUUGAUUGCAAAGGGGCAAAGACAUUUCAGGUGGGAAAAGAAGAAAAACAUCAGAAGAACAAAAAAGCAAGUCUGUAUUUUUCAAUUUGUAAAUAGUCCAUAUGCAUGGAAGUUAAAGAGCAAGAAUGGCACGUGUUUGCAUCAUUUUGAAAUAUUUAUUCUUCGCCAAUAUUGAGAAUGGUGUACUUUUGCCAUGUAGGUUGAGUCUGUCUUCUUCCUCCGUAGUGUGUGGGAGUUUGAAUGUCUUUGGCAAAAAGGUAUUUGUCCUGUCAUCCUCAGUCUCUACGGAGCAGUGUACAAGUUACACCGUAUCAGUAACUCUGGACGGGGAAGUAUUUCUCUUAGUUGUCAAGUAAUCCGAUAAAUAACUCAGUUAAGGAGCACAGCUUAGUUGGAAAACCAAGAGCAGACCCUGUGGCCCUCUAUUCUAACCUUUUGCCGUACCCUCUUAGUUGUUUUUAGAGGUGUUUAACAUUUAAGUACAUUACUAAUUAUUUGCAAGAGCCAAACUGAGUGACAUUCACUCUUCUUUUCUCUCCUUCCCGACGUGGCUGGAGGUAGCCCUCGUAAAGCUCAGCCUGCACCUUGGGGAAUGAAAGAGGGUAAAGGAAUGGACAGGCAGCCCAUCUUUGCCGUGCUCCUCAUUGGGCUGGAUCACCGUCACACAGGGUCAGGCAUGUGCAUCGCUCCGGGGGGCGUGGGCCCGUCGGUGCCGCGCAGUAAAACAGAGCACAGCUUCAGGCUAAGCUACCCAGAUGGACUUGCGUGAUCCUUAGGCAGAUGAAGAAGAUGGGGCAAACUGAAGGUUGUAGGACUCUUUUAUAAUACCGUCAUGCUUUUGCAUUAAAACCUGUAUUUUUCACACAUAGGUUGAGGAGUUGACAUUGAAAUGUCCGUGCCCCUCCAGGUUUUGCAUUGUUCUUUGAGAUGGUUGGUCUGGUUGUCAAGCGCUCUGCUUGAAAAUGCUCUUUCAUGUCUCUGUAAUAACGUGAGUAUACAGGCGUUGAUGCAAGUCAGAAGAUAACACCAAAGUGUCAGCUGUCAUUUAAACACAUCCUUUAACCCAGUUUCAGAUUUUUGGGGAACUCCCAAAUGCUUCUAAUGUGUUCAAACUAUUAUUUUAUCCUAGCAAAUUCUAAACUGUAUUGUUUAUUUGAAUAAAUGUCAUGAGAAAUCUCAUUUUUGGGAGUACUGUGUGAGUCAUUAGACUAGGUUUGGUCUCAAUCAUAUGAAUAAUCCAAACAUCCGUGAUGCAUUUCUGCAUUAUGUAUUUUGCCAUGUAGUGUACGACAGACCUUGGCAGAGCUGUCUUCCAGAAGUGCGUGGAAUUAAUUUGCUAACUGAAUAAUUUUGAUUUAAGGCCAACUGUUUUGCUUUUUUGUACCACUUUUAUUUGCAGACUGUGAUAAAGAUGAGGUUUUUAUAUCACUUUUGAAUUCAUUUUGUCUCUAGUCACAAACCAAUGAUGACACCGGUUGAAUAGGAACAAAAGAUAGUCUCUUUUCUCUCAGCUGCAGUAACUCCAGUUGUAGCUGUGAUCAUCUGGUGAGGAUCCUCUCCAGGGCUCACUCUGUUUGCAUUGUAAGCAGCUCCUUACAUUAAAUUGAGACAUCCAAAAACUUUUAAUACUUUUCUACAUAUCUUUUCUUUAUGCUAUGAAAGGUGUUUUAUUUCCUAUUAGUGUAAAAAUGUGAGAAAAAUUAGUUGUCUGUUUUGGAGAAAAUAUUAAAGUGAAAAAUGUUGCAACAUC